Conger conger (European conger) is the source of this 1408-nucleotide messenger RNA. Its product is annotated as paralemmin-1-like. The transcript is spliced from 10 exons. NCBI's taxonomy places the organism in Eukaryota, Metazoa, Chordata, Actinopteri, Anguilliformes, Congridae. The record is from RefSeq and is a predicted model, not a curated record. Gene Ontology annotation, biological process: regulation of cell shape. Gene Ontology annotation, cellular component: membrane. The coding region runs from base 20 to 1408 and encodes 462 amino acids.
AGUAUAGUUAGGUGGGAAUAUGGUACACUGUCUCGCGGGUCGCAGACGGGAGUCACUUUUUGCAGCGGUUUGCAUUGCGCAGGACGGCUGCAGUCGCGAGGUGACGCCGGAGUUAUGUGCCCUGGGCCCGCGGAUGUCAGAGGCUCAGCUCCAGGAGAGGAUGCAGGUCAUAUCGGAGAAGAGGAGACAGCUGGAGGAUGUACGCAGGCUGCUCCAGCACCUUAAGUCUAAGGCUCUGAGAGAUCAAUGGCUGCUGGACGGAGCGCCCUCUGCUGGCCUGGAGGACCAGGAGGCUGAAACCCAGAGCCUCCGGCACACGAUCCAGAGGCUGGAGCACGAGCUGGAGGAGCUGGAGACGGGCGAGGUGCUGCAGGAGACCAGAGGGGAGGAGGUGCAGGAGACCAGAGAGGAGACUGCUGCAGACUCCGUCAAAGAGGUCUGGGUUCACAGGAGGCCCAGGCCUGGCUCAGAUUUGCUCAAAGCAGCCACGUUCUCAGUGGAGAUCAGGGUGGAGAGGAACCGGCUCACGGGCGACACCAAGGUCCUGUCCUCCAGCACCAUGCUGCCCAAAGCCCCGUCUCACCUGGCCGUCAAGGUGUAUGAGGACGACCUGAGAGUGGUCCAUGCUGUGUGUGGGCCGGACUCUGUCCUGGAGAAUGGACUCAGACCCCUGAGCUCCUCUGAGGUGGAUGAGCUCAUCCACAAAGCAGACGCUGUGGGCGGGGCUGAGACAGUGGGCAGGGCUGAGAAAGUGGUGGGCGGGGCUGGGGCAGUGGGUGUGGCCUGUAAAAUGGGCGAGGCAGAGGAUGAAGGCGUGGCGGGUGAGGGCAAGGCCUCCCCCAGGAGGGAGAUAAGGGGCCUGGAGGCCCAGCCGGCAGUGGGCAGGGCCAGGGUGGAGCACCCCGUCUCUAUGGUGUUCAUGGGAUACCAGGAAGUAGAGGACGAGGGCCAGACCAAGAGGCUGCUGGGACUUCAGGGCCCGGUGACGGCCCAGUUGGUGCACAUCCCCGACCCGCAGGGCCCCCCGGCCAAUGGCAGCAAAGCUGAGCCUGACCCGCAGGGCCCCCCGGCCAAUGGCAGCAAAGCUGAGCCUGACCCGCAGGGCCCCCCGGCCAAUGGCAGCACAGCUGAGCCCGACCCGCAGGGCCCACCGGCCAAUGGCAGCAAAGCUGAGCCUGACCCGCAGGGCCCCCCGGCCAAUGGCAGCGCAGCUGAGCCUGACCCGCAGGGCCCCCCGGCCAAUGGCAGCGCAGCUGAGCCUGACCCACAGGGCCCCCCGGCCAAUGGCAGCGCAGCUGAAGUCAAAGGUCAUGAGGUGGGGGCGGGGCCAGGGGCGGAGCCCCACGCCGAGGAGGCGGGGCUGGACAGCAAGGAGAAACAGCCGUGCAGGUGCUGCCUCGUCAUGUGA